CUAAAGCAACUUCAUUAUUUUAGAUAUUCGCGAGCGAAGCCGCGAUUUAAAGCUAGUUUGUAUUAUUUUUAUUUGUUGCAGGCGAAACUCGAGACCAAAGCGCUGAAAGCCAAACGGCCUGGAUUCACAGACGACCGAUACAACGAAACAUCCUACUACAUCGAGAAUGGUUUGCGCAAGGUCUACCCUUAUUACUUCACAUUCACGACGUUCACCAAGGGACGUUGGGUCGGCGAGCGCAUCCUGGACGUGUUCGCUCGGGAAUUCCGCGCGCACCCUGCGGAAGAAUACGAGCGCUGCAUACAGGCGGGCACGCUGACGGUGAACUACGAGAAGGUGCCCACUGACUACAAGCUGAAGCACAACGACCUCCUCGCCAACAUCGUGCACAGACACGAAGUACCAGUGACGUGUCACCCCAUCACCAUUGUGCACAUGGACGAGGACGUAGUGGUGGUGAACAAGCCUGCCUCUAUUCCAGUGCAUCCAUGUGGCAGAUACAGACACAACACUGUUGUCUUCAUCCUCGCCAAGGAGUACAACUUGAAGAAUUUGCGCACGAUUCAUCGGUUGGAUCGACUCACCAGCGGGCUGCUUCUAUUCGGCAGGUCGCCGAAGAAGGCGCGGCAGAUGGAGCACCAAAUUAGGAACCGAUUAGUACAAAAGGAGUACGUCUGUCGGGUCGAGGGCGAGUUUCCAAAUGAAAUCAUCGAAUGUAAAGAGCCCAUCGAAGUAGUUAGUUAUAAAAUCGGCGUUUGUAAAGUCUCACCGAAGGGUAAGGACUGCACGACGAUUUUCCAAAAACUAGGCUACAACGGAAAGACUAGUAUAGUGCUCUGCAAACCCAAAACGGGACGCAUGCACCAGAUCAGGGUACAUCUUCAAUACUUAGGAUAUCCGGUAGUUAACGAUCCUCUCUAUAAUCACGACGUGUUUGGUCCCAUGAAGGGCAAAGGCGGCGAUUUGGGUGGUAAGACUGACGAGGAGCUAGUCCGCGAUCUGAUUCACAUUCACAACGCCGAAAACUGGCUGGGAAUGGACGGUGAUAGCGAACUGUCAAUGUUCAACCCUCGCAAAGGUGGCGAUCUUGAUGAAUCACUUGUUAGUCCAUUCGCACAAAAAGAUCGAGUGUUGGGCGACGAUGACGGUGAUCCAGUAUCAAGGGAACCUUCCCCGUGCGACGACAGUCUGGAAAUCAACACGCCGAUCGCCUGCGAAUCCACCCCGCAUCCCCUGACGUUAUCUCCCCUUUCAUCGGUUGGUCACGUCGCCAUGAUGCCCGGCAUGCAAGGCGGCAAGGACAACGAUGCCAAGGUCACCGUCGCGACGCAGACGGGUCACGAGGCGCCCGACUUCAGCUUCAACCCCGACAAGAUGACCGUCGACAAGCACUGCUACGAGUGCAAAGUGAGAUACAGAGAUCCCAAGCCGCAGGACCUCGUCAUGUACCUGCACGCCUGGAAAUACCGGGGUCCCGGCUGGGAAUACCAGACCGAGCUGCCGACGUGGGCCAGUGUUGACUGGGUGGAUCCCAACGACAGCGAAUAAUUCAUUCAAGAUGGACGCCGCGCCAACCACAACGCAAGCAUGGAUUUAUUUGUCUUUCCAACUUAAAGUUUGUUUAGUUUUUAAACGUUAGGCUUAAUUUUUAAUCAAUCUUCCCAUAGGUUUUAAGUCUAAGCAAACAUAACCUAUAAUUAGUUGUAGAUUCUUUGACAGUUGAUGUUUGCGUCCAGUUAUGUUAUUCAGACGCAGUUCGAAUCAAAAAUCGCGCUGGUUCAGCUGAGAAUGAACUAUUUUUAUAUGAUACAUCAAAAUAGCAAUUAAUAUCGCAUUGCCCAUUUCAGUAACUGAUGUGCCGUGAUGACAGCAAGUAAAAACACAAGAAAAGAAACAUAACAAUACUAUUGUACUGGAAUACAAACGUGCCUUGUUAUAAUGUACGUUGUGACAGAUAGUUUAUCAACAAACUAUUCGCAGACAUGAAUCAAUGAUAUUGAGUGAAAUGUUUAAUGAUAUAUCCUUGUAAAUGUAAUUAAAUAUUAACUCAUAUCAGAUGAAUCCGAAAAAGUAAGAAUAUAUAAGAAUAUAUUUACUGUUCAUGUCUCUUUAUAACGAUGAUGAAAAGAUGGAGGGAAAUAAUAAUAAUUAAGGAUUCUUGAAUGUAUACUUGUUAAGCACUGACAUGGAUUGUUAUAAAAUGUGAUAUAUAGAGUGAUUCGAUGAUGUUUGUAUCUACUACACUUCUCGAUUCAACCAGAUACAUAUUAUAACUAACACUUUGUUUAAACGAUAAUUACGAAUGUGAGACAUUAUACAUAUAGACGUAAUGCAAAUUGAUUGUUGACGGUGUUAACGUUUAGGAUAUCAUAAGUUGUUUUGUGAUCGGAUUUAAGGUCAGUGCUUAAUUUCUAACCUCAAACAGACAUUUUAUUUGAAAGACAUUGAUUAGUUAUUAGACUAGGAAUUGAAUGAAUUGAUUUUUUAUCAAGUUUUGUUGACGACCCAAUGCGCCGACUUGUUAUCACUCGACAUUUAUUGUUAUUGUUUGCUUUCGACAUCAUUUUUGACUAGUGUGUAAGCGUGGAUCGCCGCUUUUCAUCAGAAAUUAAUCUGUAUCGCUUGUAUCAUGCUAAGAAAAACGAGGAUUACGAGAUUCAUAUCACUCAUUCAAGUUCACAAAUGUAAUUACGUAGCUUAGAGAUUAGCAUGAUGAACCAUCGAGAAAAUUAAGAUAUGUAUUUUUAAACAAACAUAAAUAUAUUGAAACAAUCCCAAUCAAUUGAGCUUAUAUAUAAAGAAGAUACUGUUUUAAUAAAAAAAACUUGGAAACCAAUUGUAAAAGACAAGACGCAGAUUUGUAUGAUAUUGAUUAUUGCGAGAACAAGGGAGAGCUUUGUGUAAUUAUAAUCUAUUCAAGAAAAAAAUUCGACACUUCUGUUCGUAGAUGGCUUAUAGCGCUUCCUGUUUGUUGAGAAAAAGCUCUUUUAUAAUGAUAUUACCGCUAAUAGACGAUAAAACUAAUUACGAUAACUAUAAAUUUACAACAAUUCAUAAGAUUUAGCGAAUAAUACAUAUUGUAAUGAACAGAAGCGUUAGUAUUAGGUGCGAUUUUUAACUUUUACACAAUAUAUUGCGAGUGCGUCGUGUGACUCGUGCAUUCAAAACCUUUAAAAGAUGAAGAUUUAACGUCAAACCAAAUUGAUGACAACAAAACCAACCGUAGAAUCAAAGUGAAAUAAUAAAAAUAAACGCAGUGUACCAAUCGAUUAAACAAAUGCAUAAAUAUAUGAUAGCGAAAUUUAUAAAAUGUAUUUUUCAUAAAAGAAUUUUUAACAUUGGAUAAUAUCUAAUAGAGAGAAUUUAACGCUUCGUCGAUAUUUAGUUGAUAAUGUUAAAAUUUGAAGAAAAGACGCUAUUUGUUAAGUGAAUAAUAUGAUAUUAUACUAGCUGGACAACCAAAAACUCAUCUAUUUCGUGUUUCAUUUUGAGGUACAGACAAUAUAACGAACGCGCACCAAUAUUUCGAUUUUAUUUACAUUUGCAGUGCUUCUUGAAGUCUCUUGAUUUGUAACAGAAAUACACUGUGGAGGAGUGAUUUUUGAAGACGCAAGAAUAAAUACCAACAACCGGAUGCAACCAGAAUUAUGUAAAUCAAUUGUGAAUCAAUCUAUUGUACAUUUAAACUCUCUUUUGUUCACAGCUUUUAUCAUCUGUGAUGAAUUAGAAUUGUUAUUAAUUUCUAAUGCUGUAAGAAAGCAAUUUUAUGUACAAUGUAGAUAUGUAAUUAAUUGUAGUUUGAGUGUGUGUUUUAUUAUUUAAAUAAUAGUUUCUUGUCAAUGAUUGUAACUUUUACAAUUAUAAUUAUGAAAGGGUU
Dalotia coriaria is the source of this 3877-nucleotide messenger RNA. Its product is annotated as pseudouridylate synthase RPUSD2-like. Lineage: Eukaryota; Metazoa; Arthropoda; Insecta; Coleoptera; Staphylinidae. Gene Ontology annotation, molecular function: RNA binding; pseudouridine synthase activity. Gene Ontology annotation, biological process: enzyme-directed rRNA pseudouridine synthesis. The transcript has 8 exons. The record is from RefSeq and is a predicted model, not a curated record. The annotation marks the transcript as partial.